Molecule: messenger RNA, 5926 nt
Organism: Salpingoeca rosetta
Lineage: Eukaryota; Choanoflagellata; Craspedida; Salpingoecidae
Product: TK/RTKC protein kinase
Exons: 33
Coding region: 325-5466 (1713 amino acids)
Biological process (GO): multicellular organism development; positive regulation of kinase activity; cell surface receptor protein tyrosine kinase signaling pathway
Cellular component (GO): signaling receptor complex
Molecular function (GO): transmembrane receptor protein tyrosine kinase activity; ATP binding
Source: RefSeq, a predicted model, not a curated record
GCUGUUAUUAUUGCACACAAAGCAACACACACACACACAUAUACACACACAUACACGCACACACACACAGGCGUGAGUGUGAUCUCCCACGCUACGCGUACUGUCUUACUGUGAGCAGAGGAAUCUCUUCUUCCACUCAGGGACGCCUUGGCAGCCCGCUGCGUGCGUCGCGUUUUAGACUGUGAUCCACGGUGCCCUCUCCCUUGUCCUUGCACGCGUUUCAUUGCGGUGUUGUUGACAUUUCCUGUUUCGCUCGUGGACACGCCCAGACCAAGCCAGCAAGCAUCCCCCUUGGCCCGUCUUCUCUUCUCGGAUGGAGGUGGCAUGAGCACAUGGACAAUGGCGUGGCGGCGACGCGAUGCGGCGCUGCUGGUCGCGGUUCUUGUGUGUGCCUGGAGCUGCCCCUCCCUCGGUGAACUGGAUGGCCUGUACUACGCCUGCUACGACACAAGCGCGGCUGGUUGCGUUUACCAAGGCUGUGUGUCCUUCAACAAUGGCUCCGAGUGCCGCAUUGCCGGGGAUUCCGCUUCCUUCAAGCUAACCAAAGAGGAGAACGACGAUUUCAGGCUGUUCGUGUACGGCACCAUGGAUUGUUCGGGCCCGGGCAUGGAGGCUGGGCCGCUCCUCACCCUCGACACAUGCGUGGACUACGCGGGAACGAUUGUGGCUCAGUUCUUUGGGUCACCUGGGCAGUUCACGCUGACUAUGCGCAACAGCACAUGCAUUGACUGCGAGGCCGAGUGCAACCCGACCACGUGCGUGACUGGUCUUGCGUGUAAGGACAGAGAUGGCUGUGGCGAGCUCAACGACUGGUCUGCAUGCGAGAACGGCACCGCAGGAUCCAAGUUCAGCAAUCGAAAGUAUUGCCCUCUAGGAUGGCACAUGUGUGGUGAUGGCUUCUGCACGGCUGACCCUGGGCUGUGUAUCGAGCGCGGCGGUCACAAUUACUCCAGCACCUCAUGCAGCGUCACAGCAAUCGACCGCGUUGUGCUGUGUGAUUUCCCCGCUCGCAGCAACUGCGAGUUUGACGCCGACACAACGCGAUGCCGCACGCUGUCAAUGCCAUCCUGCUUCAACCUGAGCCCAUACCAGCUGCGCAUCGCACCCAACGUGACUGCCCUUGCAGACGUGAACAGCGCCACUGAGUUCUCUGUCGGUUACUUCUCCGCACAGGCUGGCUGUGGCAUCACUCUCUACAGGGACUCCGACUACUUGAACCUCCCUGUCAGCGAGGGCGAGUGUCACCAGCCGCCAGACAUACCCCAUCUUGACACCGAGUUUACCCGCGAUGUUGCCAUAUUUAGAACGGAUGCGGACUGCGUGAAGGCAUGUGCUGAGGGCGGUAGCAAGUGCGACCACAGCUCUUGCCUUGACUUUCAGUCAGACACGUAUCCCGUCAGUGCAACGACAGACGACUGCAAAGACCUGCGUACGCAAGUCCUGUGCGACGGGAAGGAUGGCUGUGUUUGGAUUGGGGCCGACUGGCUCGGGUGUGUUGACUCCGUGAACGCAGUCAUGGGCCUGUCCUAUGAGGUCACGUGUCUCUUCAGCAAGCUUGAUCGGGAGGCGUGCGACAUAUUCGUGCAAUGCGAGUACGACGAGGAGAACAGCCGCUGCUUUGCACCAAACAUCAUUGAGGAUGCAGCAACUCGCACUUCACGGGACGUGCUCUGGCUGCAGUUCUCGGAUGAGACAAAAGCCGAUAGCGCCAUCGACUCUUUCAACCUGAUUGACUUGGGUCAAGAUGGGCGGGUUGUCACCACCAAUCGCAUGACAGAGUACAACUUUGACAGCAACGGCGUGGUUGGGCAAGCUUUGGGGUUCGAUGGCUGGAAUUGGAUCGACAUCUUGCCACCCCUUACAAACAGCACUGAGGUCAUGCCACCCCUCACAAACAGUGCAGAACUCUUCACGCAGGUCCAAUUCUUUGCCAAACCCGCCAUUGAGAUGAAUGCACCUGAGAGUGGCACCACAACUGAUUUGGCCAACGAGCCCAUUCUCCUCCAUCCGUCACAGAGCGACCUCCAACAGAAUCCAGAGGGAACGUUUGUCCUCGUGGCAGUGGGGCUGAAUGGCGUUGCCGUGUACGACUGGACACCUGCUCAGCACACGUUCAUCCGAAUUUUGCACGUGAACACGGCAAUCCAGGGGUGGACGUCAAUCACCGUCCAGAUCCUGCGCCAGAGGUCUGGUCAGAUUGUUGUGGAUGCAGAUAGGAACAAGAUGCACAGGGUCUCCAAUCUGCUUCCCUCACGAUCACGGCUCUUUCCGUUUUCACACAUCGGCGGCUCUCCAACGGGCCUGCUGGGAUCGUAUGUAGGUGGCCUCGAUGAGAUGAUUGUGUUUGUGCUGGACCAUGAGGCCACGACGCCGACACUGGAACAGAUGUUUCUCCUCACGCAACUCCAUCGCAACCUUCAAGUGGAUAUCCUGUGCUUCCUGUCAUACGAUGCCGAGACUGUGUUGCGCGUUGUUGCAAACACGGCCGUCAGCCUUGCACUUCCAACCAUGGCUGCAAAUCCAGAUGCAAUCGACGUGAACACUGACCAGCCCUUUGAGUAUGAGCUGCUUGGUGGCGAUUUUCCUACGGGCGCCAUCACGCUCGCAAAGAACGAUGACGGUGUCUCUGUCAUUGUAGCCAACUUUGCAGACACAGGAACGUACACAUUUGAGCUGACGGCGACUGGUGUCGACGACUCAAGUUGUGUGGCAAGCAACAAGUUUUCGGUUGAAGUUCUGCCCCCGUUGGCUGCGCAGGUCACAGGACUCGAGGUCCCAGUGCGCGCAACAACGCGCGCUUACAUGCGCAAGACCAUGGAACUGGAGGUGACGGGAGGAACGGGCGAGUACAGCGUCGAGCUCACCGAGCCGAGUAUGGACCUGUUCUUUGAGUACCACAAUGGCGAGGAGUCUGUGCUGUCUGGCGUGCCCUCUGAGCCCGCCGUCAUGAAUCUACAGCUGCGCGUUGUUGACAACGGCGUCAGCGCAGAGGACACGUUGGAAGUGCGCAUCACCAUCCCAAUUGAGAUUGCUCCGCCCCUUGUGCGGGAGGCAAAGCAAGAGCAGAUCACGGCAGCGUAUGACGUGUCUUUCCCGCUUCCGCUGGUCUCCGGGGGUGUGCCGUUGACUGGGAAUUCGUCUCUCCCUUACGCCAUUCUGUUUGAGAUUGACAAGCCGCAAACUCUGCAAGCGACCAUCAACGAUGAUGGCAAAACGUACACAGUGCUUGCGACAGAGGGUGGCAGUGGCAGCGUCAAUGUUGUCGUUCGGGACGUUGUUGGUGCCGAGCAGUACGAGCAGGUCGACUUUGACAUUGCGCCGCCGCUUCAAGUGGUGAAUGCGACCAGCGAUAUGAAAAUCAUCCAGGGUCGCGUCUCUGUUGCCAUUGAGCCCUGUGGCCCUUACAAGGUUGUUGGCGGCCGAGGCGACAUCUCCUUCAAACUCGAACCAAAGCCAAGCGGGUUGAAUGUGACCGUGGACAGUCCAAGGGCGGCCACAGUCGUGGGCACGCCAACAGAGGAGAUUUCCCAGGCGCAGACCUUCCAGCUCAUUGCAACGGAUGAAAACGAUGCCAGGAUCGUUGUGCACCAGUUUCAGAUCACAGCGGUCCCGCAGGCGUCGCGCUCGUGGGCUCAACGGCCAGAGGGUAUUGCCACCACCGUGAUUGUGUGCGUGUGCAUCUUCCUGCUGGCCGUCAUCUUCUAUCAAUUCCGCUAUGGCAAGACGCUGGAGGCGCACGACUUUGCGCCGGACGUGGCGAAGCUGAUGAGUGACGGUGUGAUCAAUGCAGCCAACGCAGCGGACAUUGUGUACCCGAAGGAGCUGAAGCGUGACGCCAUUCAGCGGGUGGAGGAGCUUGGCCGCGGCGAGUUUGGUGUUGUCGAGAAGGGCGUGUUCAAGAGCGAGACCGUCCCCAGCUACCCGGUCGCCGUCAAGGUGUUCCGGUCUGCGCCUGACAGGGACGCGGAGGCGGCAAAGAACGCUCUCUUGGCCGAAGCCCUCAUCAUGGCCCAGUUUGAGCACGAAAAUGUCAUGGCAAUUGUUGGCGUCGUGACCCGCUCUGAACCCGUCAUGGUCGUGCUGGCUUACUGCGAGCACGGGUCGCUCGAGAGCUUCUUGAAGAAGCGCCAAGGCUUUGACCGCCUCAUCAUGGCAUCCAGAUUCCACAUUGCAUGGGAAAUUGCAAAAGGUGCUGAGUAUCUGAUUAGCAAAGGGUUUGUGCAUCGGGAUCUUGCGGCGCGAAACGUGCUGGUGUCGAGCAACUACACCUGCUGCAUAUCCGACUUUGGCCUGGCACGGCAAAUGGAGUCGGCGCGCUAUGUGGCGAAGGAUGAUAUGAAGCGGCCGGUCCGAUGGCUGGCGCCCGAAGCAAUGGCAGAGCACGUGUACUCUGAGGCAUCUGACGUGUGGGCGUUUGGUAUCCUGCUGUACGAGAUCUUCACUGACGCAGACCUGCCCUACAAAGGGAUGACGCUGGCGGAAGUCAUCGAAUAUGUGCGCAAGGGCGGCAAGCUUGCCCGCCCGCCGGUCCUGACUGCGCAGCGGUAUGCGCAGUUGAUGCGCCCCUGCUUUGAGCUCAAGCCCGAGGAUCGGCCGACGUUUGCCACGCUCGUGCAACUCCUGGACAGUUGUCGUCGUGAGGAGCUCGACUUUAUGGAAGAGACACUGCAAGGCGAAGAUGCGCCAUCGAGCGUAUCCAAACUGGAUAACAUCCACACCAUCGAGGCUCGCUACACCAACAACAAAGAUAAAUACCGCGGGUCGACGAUGGGCCUGACCUCCGACGAGGCUGCGUCGAGCUCCCCGCUCCUCAGGAAGCCAGAAUCCUCUGCCAGUCUGCACGAGUACAUGGACCUGGCCAAGGUGUCUGAGGUGACAUCGGCUUCGCUCAGCACCAAGCCGUCGUCCCUGAGCCUGGGCAGGCUGAUGAUGGCGGAGCGGGAGAAGAGGGGCGCGUUGACAUCUAGUUUCAGCGGCAGCCGCAAUAGCCUGAUGAGUAACGCCAGCAGCUCCAUUGCAAGGCGGGGCCUGCUUUCCUCUGCGCUGGGCAAAACGGCGAGCUCGAGCACGAUUGACCAGUACAUGAACACGACGGGGCCCAAAGCGCCGCCGCGGCCAUCUGAGCAUUACCUGAACGAUGCGCACAUGGCCGCCAGCGUCGCCUCGUCGACCCGAAACGCAUCCGAGUACGUGGACUCGCUCAACUUUGUGGAGGCCGUGCACCACCACCGGCGACAGAAGUCUGACGAGAUCGACGAGACUUUGUUUGCGAGUGAAUACGACAACCUCGGACAGGAACAGCCAGAGGACGAUGACAGUGCAGGGGCUGAGAACGGCACCGAUGCUGCAAGCAGCGCUUCCAGUCUUGGCGGAGCUGACAAGGGCCAAGCGCACAACGUUGUACCGCAGCCUGAACCACAACAGCAAGCCACAAGGCCAACCAAUGACCAGUACAUCGAGUUGUAAUCACGUGUUGCUACUGCACUGCUGUCUUCGCUGCUUGAGCCGACCGCGCCACGGUCCAUGUCAAUUCGCGUUUGCUCCCAUUCCUAGCAACGCACCUUGUUCUUUUUGUUGUACAUCGCUGUUGCUUGUACGUGGCAGCCUUGUGUGGUUUGGCUCGUUGCAUCGUCGACCAUCGCAUCCUGGGCUUCUGUUUAUGUUUCGCCGUAUGUGUGUGAGAUUCAGGUUUUCUUCAUCAUUGGUUCACUACGCUCGACGGUCAUGUCUCAUGUAACUCUACUACUAUCUAUCUCUGUGUUGUUGCCCUUGUAUGCGCUGCGGUUGCUUGGUUUUACCCAGUGCUUAUGGUUGUCCAUCAAAAUACAGUGGAAUCGGUGUGAAAACCUGUGCCUGCGGCUCAUGCACACACGAUUGAGUGGCUGCCCUGGGUGAGAGCAUUUCUUUUGACUCAACAACAAGAGCC